Messenger RNA from Dermochelys coriacea (leatherback sea turtle), 2884 nucleotides. RefSeq names its product glypican 5 (gene GPC5). NCBI's taxonomy places the organism in Eukaryota, Metazoa, Chordata, Testudines, Dermochelyidae. Gene Ontology annotation, cellular component: plasma membrane; extracellular region; cell surface. Gene Ontology annotation, biological process: positive regulation of canonical Wnt signaling pathway; regulation of protein localization to membrane; cell migration. The record is from RefSeq and is a predicted model, not a curated record.
AAUUCGUUUUCUUUGUGUAUUGACAGCACUGUGCUACACUGUCAAAUCAGUGUAGGCAAACAGCAAAAAAAAAAAAAGACCCCCCCUUUUUUUAAAAAAAAUAGAAAGUGCGAUUUGUAAAUUCACAGCAAUUGUCAGGGCUCUUGGAAUUUUUUUUUUUCUUUCUAAAGCCUUAGGAGAUUUCAGGUUGAAGGUGUCCUGUGACUCUGCAUCCCAGGCUGUAGGCAAAUCUUUUAAUCUUGAGGCCCUGCAACGAACUCCAACUAACGAAGCUGCUUCCAUCGCUACAGGUGCGGGUGGAAAUUGGAGGGCAGGCUUAACUCCCAAAGCUACUCCUUGGUCUGCCAGGCGCAGUGGGAGUUGCACAGUACUGCAGCAAAGAGGUUGUCUUGUUGGAGCAGGGCGGUUGGAGGGUGUUGCACCCUUAUGCUGAUGAGGUCAGCUGGGGGGCGGUGGUUUGCUGGGGAGGCGGGGCAGGCUGCAGUACUCUGGUUUCUUCUCUCUCCUGCAGCACAGCGGGGCCUGCUGUAGUUGCAGCGGUGGGACCCGGUGCGAAGUGGAACGUGCGGCCUGUGUGCCAGAGGCAGGGACAGCGGGCGGCUCCCUCAGCAUCCCCGCGGCGGCGGCGCCAGCUGAAAGUAGCUGGGAGAAAUUCUCCCCACGCUUCCUGCUCCCGCUGCUGCGGGCAGCUGUGGCAGCUGUUGCUGCGGGGCAGGGGGCUCUUGGGGCAGAGUUCGUACAGUUGGUGGAGGCUGCUGCGCCGCCCGGAGAUGGGAAGGCUGAGCCUGCGCUCGGGCAUCCUCCUGUUGGCGGCCCUGGUGUGUCUAAAAGGCGAGACGCUGCCAAGCUGCGAGGACGCUCGGAAAGUUUUCCAGCUGCGGCAGAUCGGCCCAGCCCAGGGGCUUCCGGAGACCCCGCGGGCAGGGGCUGAUCUUCAAGUUUGUACGUCCAAAAACCUAACGUGUUGUACCAAAAAGAUGGAGGAGAGAUACCAGAUUGUAGUAAAGCAGGAUAUACAACAAGUGCUUCAGACAUCAAGCUCUACUUUAAAGUUUUUAAUAUCUCAUAAUGCAGCUGCUUUUCAAGAAACCUAUGAAAUGCUUAUCACACAGGCUGAGAAUUACACAAGCAUGCUUUUCUGCAACACAUACAGAAACAUGGCUGUCGAGGCUGCUACAGCCGUUUUAUGUUUAGAGUUUUUUAUGGAUGUGGGACGCUUUGUAUUUGGCAUAGAUAUUAGUACAGAAGAACUGGUGAACAGAUUUUUUGACACUCUGUUCCCACUAGUCUAUAAUCAUCUGAUUAAUCCUGGUCUGACUGACAUUUCACUGGAAUAUUCAGAAUGCAUUCGAAUGUCACAACGAGAUAUCAGUCCUUUUGGUAAUGUUCCAAAAAUAGCCAUGGGACAAAUGGGGAGAUCAUUGUUAUCCAGUCAUACUUUCUUACAGGCCCUCAAUUUAGGGAUUGAAGUGAUCAAUACAACAGAUCAUUUGCAGUUCUCUAAAGACUGUAGCAGAGUCUUACUACAAAUGCAAUAUUGCCCCCACUGCCAAGGAAUGACUUUAAGUAAGCCAUGUAUGGGGUACUGCCUGAAUGUAAUUAGAGGCUGCUUGGCUAACAUGGCAGAAAUUGACCAUCACUGGAGGAGAUAUAUUCAGUCAUGGGAAGGGUUAUCCAGUGCAAUGCAUGGGACAUAUGACAUUGAGCAUGUACUUCUGAACUUUACUCACUUUUACUCACAUUACUUUGUUAAUGAUGCUCUGACACAAGCUAGUAUCAAUGGACCAAAAGUAAUUGAACAGCAAUACAUGCAGCAGACAACCGUGGGUCUUCACCAGAGCACGGAGGAGUUAGAGUUGGAGAUUAUAGAACUUGAAAAAGCCUUUCAGGGAAGUCAUGAUGCUGGAGAAUUUAUGAACAGUCUACGGCUGUACAAGACAUUCAAUGGAGGUCUGGCUGAUCAGCUGUGUAUCAAUGAGUUCGCAGCUGCUGAUGGACUAGCAUGUUGGAAUGGUGAAGAUGUUGUAAAAAGCUACACCCACCUUGUGGUUGGCAGUGAAAUCAAAGCUCAGUCUGCGAAUCCAGAAGUAAAAGUGAAAGGAACAGAUCCUGUAAUAAAUCAAAUUAUUGAUAAACUGAAACACAUUAUCCAGCGGUUGCAGGGCAAAUCACUUCUUAAACAGGAGAAGUGGGGUCUACUACAAAUGGUCAGUGGUGGAAGUGUGGAUGAACAAGUCAGUGGAGACUGUGAUGAUGAGGAUGGCUGCGGAGGAUCAGGAAGCGGGGAAGUGAAGAGAAUCCUGCAAAUAACUGACUGUAAGUUCUAUGAUUCUACCUCCACUUAUUUAAGUGUUUUUAAGAGUGAAUUGGUAUAUUAGCCUCUAAGGAAUACUACUGGUCUACUUUUGGAGAUGAUUGUGGUAAAUUUAUCUAAGCAAAGUAGCUUAUUUAUCUAAGCUUGAGCUUCAUGAAGUAGAACAUGUACAAAAUAAGAUAGGAAUUAUAUCUACAUGUUCAUCUACGUUGCAAUGAACUUUAUCCUAAUCUGUAUCUUCUUAAUGUGACUGGUGUCUGUUAGCACACAUUUGGUGUACUGCAAAUCAUGAUACUUGUACAAUGAUGUUUUAAUCCAACUAAAUAGUGGUAGAAUGUCUUGGACAUGAUGAAUUACUGGUUUAACAUAAUAGAUACAAUUUUGAGUUUAAUAGAGAAAUCUUUCAAAUCUUCCCUAGAAAUAUGGGAGAAAAUAAUGUACAACUAUGUUGUGCUAAGUGGAUUUGGCCAUUACUAUUCUAUUAAAUUGACUAUAGCCAGUGACCAGUCCUAAAUAACAAGAUAAGGUAAUGGCAUGCUAUUGAAUCAUAGAUAUGUGGUGGUUUUGUGA